Messenger RNA from Vanessa atalanta (red admiral), 2280 nucleotides. RefSeq lists its product as uncharacterized. NCBI's taxonomy places the organism in Eukaryota, Metazoa, Arthropoda, Insecta, Lepidoptera, Nymphalidae. The record is from RefSeq and is a predicted model, not a curated record. The coding region runs from base 73 to 2280 and encodes 735 amino acids. The transcript is spliced from 11 exons. Gene Ontology annotation, biological process: proteolysis. Gene Ontology annotation, molecular function: metalloendopeptidase activity.
UUUUGGCCGAAUGGAACGAUACCUUUUUACAUAAAUCCAGACCAUUUUGAUAACGAACAAACCAAUUUAAUUAUGACGACGCUGUCGUCUUUCGCAUUCAAAACCUGCCUCGAAUUCCACCCGAUUUUGGGAGAACCGCAGCAGAAUUUACACAUAAUGGUCUUCGAAAACCCGAGAGGUAUUAGGAAGUGUACCAUUGAUAUGGAGGGUCACGCCAAGGAGGAACCUCAUCGCAUAAUUCUCGGUUAUGAUUGCCUUCAUUCGCCUCAAAUCGAUAUGCUCGUGAUGAAGGCGUUGGGGUUUCCGUUCGAGCACAACCGAGCGAGCCGCGAUGUCUUCAUCGAUGUCCAAUUUGAAAACAUCGAACCAGGUUCAAUUCCCUUCUUCACGAAAGAAAGGAAACUACCCCCCGAACUAAGGGUGAUGCCCUACGACAUCAACAGUGUGAUGCACUUUGGAGAGCGGGAGUUCAGCAAGAAUGGUCAUAGAACUAUCAUAUUAAAGAACUACAAUGCGAAACAAAAUCGAAUCGGAUUAACGAAGAACGAUUUGCGAAAGAUUGAAAUAAUAUAUGGUCCAGAAUGCCAGAAAAGGGAUCGCCAAGCCAAAAUCGAUAUAUGCAAAAGUUACCCGAGCUCUAGGAGGAAACGACAAGUCGACGUUGAAAUCGUCCGAAGCUUACGAGUGAACCCAAACAUAACACCUCCCCCUGACAAAAACCUAACUGACGAACUAACGAACGAUCUAGAAGAUCUAGGAAUCGAGAAUGAAGCGCAAGAUUUGCUCGAACAAGUCCAUAGAAUAACAGCGAAAGCUUUAGAAAAUGCUAGAAAAAAGCGCUGUAAUGACACUGACCUUAAAAUUGAAAGCAAUACAAUACCACACGAUGUUGCCAGUAUAAUGGAAGCCACAGUCCUUUAUGUCAAAGAAGUUGUUAAUAAAGCGCUAAGAAAUUCAAAAGCCUUCUGCAAUAAUACUAACUCGAUAGAAUUAUUUCAAAGAGCAAGAUGCGGUUCUCCAUAUAGAUGUCCGGUUAGCUAUAAAUCAACGAAAUCGGGUCGUGUUGAGUAUUCAACGCAACACAGACCAUUCAUUCGUCAGUCGACAAAGCACUACGGUAAAGACGGAAGGCCCCAAUUUGUGAAAUGGUUACGGACGAGCAAUAUUACCGAAAAUAAACGAAGGAGGAAGAGAGAUUUGACAGAAUUAGACCAAUCAGAUUUGAAAACUGUAGCUGCAAAUGUCACUGGAGAUUUGACGUUUGACACAACGAUUUCCGUUCAGAAAGUUUUGAAUUUCGCACCAGUUAGGAGAUUUCGAGAGCGUGGUUCGAGAACAUUCGGUAGUAAAGAGAAAUAUAAGGAAGAUUACAAUUCAAAUAUAUCUUCUGACAACACGAAGAAGAGGUCAAAACAUAAACGUGUAACAAAGAAGGAUUUAAACAUAGAACUGUUAUCUGAUAAACAUACGGGUAAGAGAAAAGAGAAGUACCCAGAGAGUGAGAGUCAAAGUCAUUCAGAAGCAGAAGAAGAAAGGCCUAAAGUAAAAAAAAAUAAGAAAAGAAAAGGAUCAUUAAAUAGCGGGGAAAUACCAGAAACUGUUAAACUUUCGAAGGCGAACAGAGAAUUUUACGACGAACGAAUGUGGCCCGACAAAAUCGUUAGAUUUGUUAUUAGAGACGAUUCUAAAUAUAACAUACAAAAAGUACGCGAGCGCCUGGAGGAAGUCAAUUCCAUACUGAAGAAGAAAACCUGCGUUCGUCUCCAAGAGAUCACGGAGAGAGAAGGACGGAAACAUCAUGACUAUCUCAUCCUUGACACAAGUCCGGACUACGUCACGGGGAGAGUGGGCGGAAAACAGAAUUUCGGUUGCAUCGAGCUGUUCGAAGGCGGGCAACACCGCCAGCACGCCGCCAUGAUGGCGAUGGCGAUGUUGGGUUUCUAUUUCGAAAUAUCCCGACACGACCGUGACAAGUACAUCAGGGUGCAUUUGAGACACAUUCGGGCAGAUAAGCUACACCAUUUUGAAAAGAUACGUUCGGACGCGACUCUUCCUUUAGCUUACGACUACAAAAGCGCGACUCAUCCCGCUUGGCAGUUUUGGAGGAAAGUCGGAAAGAAGGGGAUAUCUUCGGUCGCUACUUACAAAGAUCAGGAUCCAGAUGGUUCCAUAAUGAGGUCUUUAGGUCAAAACGAACAGCUCCUAUCUGAUACGGACAUUAUUAAGAUAAACAGUGUGUACGGCGUGCAGUGCUUUGAAAAAAGAAAUAAAAACGAAUAA